This is a messenger RNA of Stegostoma tigrinum, 4954 nucleotides long. It is a transcript of the gene zc3h12aa, whose product is annotated as ribonuclease ZC3H12A. Gene Ontology annotation, biological process: nuclear-transcribed mRNA catabolic process, RNase MRP-dependent; 3'-UTR-mediated mRNA destabilization. The transcript is spliced from 6 exons. The record is from RefSeq and is a predicted model, not a curated record. Bases 1 to 2187 code for a protein of 728 amino acids. Gene Ontology annotation, molecular function: RNA endonuclease activity; mRNA binding; metal ion binding. Lineage: Eukaryota; Metazoa; Chordata; Chondrichthyes; Orectolobiformes; Stegostomatidae. Gene Ontology annotation, cellular component: cytoplasmic ribonucleoprotein granule; nucleus.
AUGACUCCAGGCCAGCAAUCAGUUGAACACACAGACUUAGGUGUGAAUGGAAUGCAGCUUUUGGGACUGGUAAAUGGAGAACCGUGCAAACAGAGUUUGGGUUUAGAUUUAAAAGAACGUGGGAUUUAUCUGCAAGAGAACAUGAAUUUGGCAGAACAUGCUCAAUACAGCCAUAACACUUCGUUGGAUCUCCCUAACUGGACAAAGAAUUUCCUGGUUGAUUCCUCUCAACCAUCAAGGACUAAGACUACCAAGCAGAAACUGACUUCCAGUGAAGUUCAAUCAAAUAAUGAAUGGAAAAGUAACAGUUCGAAAGAAUCCAGAACAGAUAAUAAAUUGGAGGCAGAGCUUGGGAGAAAGCAAGACAGUGAAGAAUACCCAGGACAGAAUUUCCCUGACUCCUCUGAAUUGCAGAUGAAAGUGGACUUCUUCCGUAAAUUGGGUUACUCAGCAGAACAGAUUCAUACGGUUUUCCAAAAGAUGGACAAUAAUGCCGAUACCAACACCAUACUCGGAGAGCUAGUGAAGGCACAAGGCACUGUGGAAAAGGAACAUACACCAGAGGAAGUGCCAGGACACAUCCUGGUGCCUCGUGGAGGUCCUUCAGUCAAAGUCCCAGCUGGUGGACCAGUGACUGAAGACCAGGAGCAGGAAGUCAACUUGCGACCAAUUGUUAUUGAUGGCAGCAAUGUUGCUAUGAGUCAUGGGAAUAAAGAGGUAUUUUCCUGCCAUGGCAUUCUGCUGGCUGUGAACUGGUUCCUGGAAAGAGGUCAUAAAGAUAUCACUGCAUUUGUCCCAUCUUGGAGGAAGGAGCAGCCAAGACCCGAUGUGCCAAUCACAGACCAACACAUCCUUCGAGAACUUGAAAAGAAAAAGAUACUUGUCUUCACGCCAUCGCGGCGAGUUGGUGGGAAAAGGAUCGUCUGUUACGAUGAUCGUUUUAUUGUCAAGCUGGCAUAUGAGACGGAUGGUAUCAUUGUUUCAAAUGAUACCUACCGGGACCUGCAGAAUGAAAAACCUGAGUGGAAGAAGUUCAUUGAAGAGCGUCUGCUGAUGUACUCAUUUGUGAAUGACAAGUUCAUGCCCCCUGAUGACCCCCUUGGGCGCCAUGGGCCAAGUUUAGAUAAUUUCCUACGGAUCAAGCCUGUAAUACCAGAGCAUAAGCGACAACACUGCCCCUACGGUAAAAAAUGUACUUAUGGCAUCAAGUGUAAAUUCUAUCACCCAGAGCGAAUUAACCAGCCCCAACGGUCAUUAGCAGAUGAGCUCCGUGCUACAGCUAGGUCGUCUCCAACUAAGAGCCUCAACUCUGCAAACCCACACAAAGAAGAGAAAAAGGCAAGUGUGCAGAAGUGGCUGACAUAUACUGAAACUGGUCCUGCUACUUUUAAUCAAGGUGACAAUACCUCCGGGAAGAGACUCAGCCCAGACAGGCAAUACUCAGCACAGGUUGCAAAUCCACCUGACAGCAGUGCAAUGUUAAAAGUAAUUGCACAAACCAAGCGAUCAUCAAAAACAAACGCUGAAUGGUUUAACCAUGCAGCCUUUGACAACUCCUUGACCAAUUCAGUGUGUUCAAACUCACACAAAAGUUACGAUGAAGGCUUUGUGUCAUUUGAGAAAGAAUUCUCUGACAUCUGGCCUUGUAGAUCUCAGAGUCACAGUGAGCCAUACUCUGUAAACAGUGGACAGUAUUAUUUGCCUACCCACAGUUUAGACCAUCAUCAAUACAGCUAUCAUUCCCAUGAUUCAAUGCCAUCAAUCGGAGCUUGUGGUUACCCUCCUCAAAACCCAUCCAGUAGCUCACAGUGCUGCAUGGCCAUGGGCAGAAUGUCAAUCCAGCCGCAGUUCAGCCUGCCAAGUGACUUUAAUUCGCCAGGCUCCCAAAGACCACGAAGCUGUUGGCCUGACCCACACCAGAACAACAGGCCAAGCAGUCUUCCAGAUCCUCGUGGGUGGGCAGUGAAAAGAUGUGACCCCCAGCUCAUGGAUCCCUACUGGAAAAAUAGCCAAUGGCCAUCACACGACCAUCGUGCAGAAGAACGGGAGACUGCCCGCAUGAAACUGUGCGCCAUCUUCCAACCGCACCUCGUGGAUACUGUUAUGAAACAAUACCCACACCUUUUAGAUCCACAGGAGUUAGCUGCCACAAUUCUAGCUUAUAAAUCUGAAAACUCUAAUAUUUAAGGUACUACAUCACAAAGAGUUCACUCGUGUAUCCAAACAAAUUGCUUACCAUUAAUGUGGUAAUUAAUCUCAAUCAAAUAGAUUGUAAUUACAGAUUUUACUUGCAUUAAUGUAUGACAUUUAUAGACAUAUUCCUAGAAAUCCUUGUUAAUUGAAUUGGUUUUACUGCAGUGUCUGUGGAAAACAGUCCAGUCAAAAUAUUUUAAACCUAAUUUUUUUUAAUCAAUGCAGAAUGUGACUCUUGCAUUACAAUCUCAUUUUAUUGUAGGUGAUAUGAUAAGACUAAUUUUAUGUAAGCAUAUUUUUUAAAUGCACAAGCUGAAUAUAACUUUGGAUAAGCAGCUGGGGUAUUCUCUACAUUUAGUUUUAAUGAUUUGUACUAUAAUCUGUAAAUAUUGUACAUACUGUAAUCAUCCUUCACUGUACAUAUUGUAAUCCAUGCUGUAAUUGGUUUAUGUUAUAUAUAUUUCAAUCAAUAUAUGUUGUACAAUGUAUAUGUUAAACUGUACAUAUUGUAACACAUGUACUGUACAUAUUGAAUUCCAUACAUUUCAUGUCACAGUUGUUGACUCCUGUAUAGUGGUGUCCUCACAAAUGAUACUUACUUUUGUGAGAUGGGUGUUUAUAUCUAUUUUGGCGGCACUGCUGUGCUUGAGGAGGUGCAGAACCUGUAAAUUUUUCUGCACAUGUAUGUGAACUCAGUGGAAACAAAUUGUAAAAAAGGAAUUGCCUUGUGGGCCUUGUAUAAAACUACAGUUUUGUUAUCAAUUAUUGUUAUUGAACCAGUAGCAUCACUGAGCCCACAAGCUGGUUAUGUUGAUACAUAUUGUAUCUUUGCUAAGUUGUCGCUUUGAUUGUGUCAUAGAAAAGAUUUGUUUCAGUGGUGAAUGCAGAUGGCUCAUUUCAAUAAUGAAAAUUAACUUAAUGUCACUGUUUGAAGUAGAAUCAGCCAUUAAAUUUGUUACACGUUUAGGAGCAGCUUGUUAGCUAAAUGAAACUUUCAAUUUGAUUAGUCUUUGCAAGGCAGGAUGUGUACCUUUGGAAGAAGAACGGAUCUUUAAUAAUGCAAGUGCUUUCUUAAUUGGCUGUUUUAACUUGCAGAAAACAGAGGUGUUUGUUGCAGGAAAUGAAGGGUGGAAAGGAGGCUGCAAACUUGCUUCUAAACUGUGCUUAAAUCUAUUUUGGGAAUGAUUCUCAAUGUCAGUAGGCCUGACAUCAUUGAAAUCAAUGAGCACCAAUUCAACCAUCUUACCAAAAAUAAAGUUUAGUGUUUCAGGUUUUAACUGCAAACUGGUUUGCCCAUUCGAUGUCUUUUGCAAAUGAUUUAAACUUACAGUGCCCACAGUCAGAUUGCUCUCAAACUAUUUAUCUAUAUCCAAUGACUGAAUAUUAUUCAUGGAGUCAAUUCUGCACUGACCACUGAAUGGUAGUUGAAAUUGGCUGUAUUGGCACCAUGUGCCAGUCUACAGGCUGUCGGGAUUGCUAACUUGGUGUACUGGACUCCUCCGAGAGGCACCUGGAAAAAAUCAGAACUACAAAAUCAUUUGUAAUGGUUUUGUUCUAGUUAAGCAAACUGCUUAUAUUAAAAACAAACUAUGAUAAGAUAUUGUAUUAUUUGACUUUUUAUAAAACCUGUUUCUCUUUGUGUUAAAUAAACUAUCAGGUAUGAGCUUGUGUUUGAAGCUGAACUAUAUAGCAUGAAUGCUUUAAAGCGACAAAAUAUCCUGGUGAAGUUUUUUUUUUCAAAAUUAUUGAAUUGCAGAGACACAGCCAUGUGAGGUGAGAUUUCAUUCCCCUGCAUAUUGGACACAAGAGAAAAUCUUCCUAGUUUUCUGAUGAUAAGGUGGCAGCAUUACCUCGCCCACCAAUGAACAAUACAAACUUGUUCAUAUACUGACAAGUGUAAUCAGGCCUGCUGUUAUGAACAAUAGUGUGGAAUUUGGAAAUUUUCUGUUUCCAGAAUUGAACAUCGUUGGAUCUGAGCCAAAACCUUACUUUUCCCUCUCAGUUGUCCUGCUGCUGCAUGGGUUUCCAAGGUCUGUGGAUGACAGUGACUUCCAGAACUGGAAGGCAAUGUGUUCGCCUGCCAGUCGCCAUUUACAGACCCCCUGUGUGGCUGUGCAGCUUAGAGGGAACAUUGGCCCCAACCCUUUCAAUCCUCCACUAUAACAAGGACUUUGUAUCCUGUUUAUAAGCAUAUGUUGCCCAAUAUCAAAUAAAUUAGGACAUGCCCAUGACAAUACAUUUUGGAAGUGAGAUCCUGGCAGGAGUAAAUCUAGGGGAGAAUCAUAGAAUUCCUACAGUGUGGAAACAGGCCCUUCAGUCCAAUGAAUCCACACCAACCCUCAGAGCAUCCUAUCCAGACCCAUUCCCCAAACCCACCUUAUCUACACAUCACUGAAUAUUACAGGCAAUUUAGCUUCUUUAGCAAUCAAACCACCAUUUUGUUAAUUUCAAAACCUAGCAAAGUACCUUGCAGGAGAACAAUACUCUCAGCAUAUAAUCAUGUUAGGUAACCAAUAAUUCCAUAAUUGUUAAAGCAGGAGAAUCUGUACUUGAAAUAUUUCUGUAAACUAGAGGUCAGGGAAGAUCCAUGAAGAGUAUUACCUGUGUCUUGUGCUCAUUUUAUUUUUCUUUAUGGUUUCUAAAAUGCUUUCCUAUAUUUUCUGAGUUAUAACCUUUUGUUGCAGACUUUUUUGUCCUGUUUAGAGAAGAAAAAAAAAGCUGUAGAUGAGGAAAAAAAUUGUAAACCUAUUAAAAAACAAUA